UACUUUCCCCUCAGUUGGCCCUUGGAGUUUCAAACUUGCUUUCAGUGCAGUGAUCUAGAAUAUUACCUUCCAGACAUUUUUGCUGAAAAUGGUUGUCAAAGCCGUAUGCUGCUUGAUAGGAGAGGUUAAAGGAACCAUCCACUUCACUCAGGAGGGAGAUGGCAAACCUUGCCAUGUCUCAGGAGAAGUCACAGGUCUCACUGAAGGAAAGCAUGGCUUCCAUAUCCACCAGUAUGGAGACAAUACCAAUGGCUGCACCAGUGCUGGAUCUCACUUCAAUCCCUUCAACAAGAAUCAUGGAGGACCUGAGGAUGCCGAAAGACAUGUUGGUGAUCUGGGUAACAUAGUUGCUGGAAAAGAUGGAGUUGCCAAAGUUGACAUGAUGGACAAACAAGUCACUCUCCUUGGGGAGCACUCUGUUGUGGGACGAUCUGUUGUGGUACAUGUGGGUGAGGAUGAUCUUGGCAAAGGUGGCCAUGAUGACAGUCUUACAACAGGCCAUGCAGGUGGUCGUCUUGCAUGUGGUGUCAUCGGCAUCUGCCCUGUCUGAUUCAGCUACCCGGAUCUAUUCCCAAUAAAAUAGUAACAGAAAGUAAUCUACAUCAGAUUUGUAAAUUGUGUUAUAGUUAAUCUACAUGCAUUUGAAUCUGACAGUGUUCGACAUUGUCACCAUGGCAGCAUGUCUUGUUCAGGUGUACUGGUUUCUGUUUUAAAGUAAUAAAAGAAAAUCUGAACCAUA
Actinia tenebrosa (Australian red waratah sea anemone) is the source of this 739-nucleotide messenger RNA. RefSeq names its product superoxide dismutase [Cu-Zn]. Gene Ontology annotation, biological process: superoxide metabolic process. The record is from RefSeq and is a predicted model, not a curated record. Gene Ontology annotation, molecular function: copper ion binding. Lineage: Eukaryota; Metazoa; Cnidaria; Anthozoa; Actiniaria; Actiniidae.